AUGUAUAAAAACAAGGAGCUCGAGGAGCAGCCACCUCCACGUGAUGAGAUAAUAAAAGCUACUUGGCAGGUGGAGGUGUUGGUGUGGUUAGGGAUCUUCUACCUGUGCAAGGUGGCUCUAGGUGUGGCCUGGGAGGUAGGUACAGGACUCAGGACACAUCUCUGGUCCAAGAUGGUCACUAGGGACCUGCCACGGGAGUACGGCGGCAGAUGGGCAGUUGUGACAGGGGCCACAGAUGGCAUCGGGAAGGCAUAUGCUAUUGAACUGGCCAAGAAGGGUAUGAAUAUUGUACUGAUCUCCCGCACACAGGAGAAGUUGGAGAAAGUUGCCCAGGAGAUCCGUGGCCAGUAUGAAGUUGAAACUGAUAUCGUACGAGCAGAUUUUACUGAUGGUCGACCCAUUUAUGAUAACAUUAGGAAACAUCUUGAAGGAAAAGAGAUUGGAAUUUUAGUGAACAAUGUUGGAGUGGUUGGCUCUGUUCCAUGUCUCUUCAAAGAUGCACCAGAAGACGAUAUCUGGACACUUUUGAAUGUCAACUCUGCAGCUGUACCAGCUAUGAUCAAGUUAGUGUUGCCUGGCAUGAUGGCACGCAGGAAAGGGGCCAUUGUCAACAUCAGCUCAAUGGCAGGGAGUUUUUCUCUUCCGCUUUUUCAAAUUUACUGUGGAACGAAGUCCUUCGUCGAUCGCUUCUCUGAAAUUUUGGAAUUUGAGUGUCGAUCAUCUGGCAUCACUGUACAGACUCUCAUUCCUUUUGGAGUGGUGACAAAUAUAAUGAAGUUUACUCCACCUUUAAUGAAAGAAAGUUGGAUGCUUCCUUUUCCACCGAGGUACGCUUACCAUGCACUCUCAACUCUUGGUUACGCUCAGUGUACCACAGGCUACUGGGCUCAUAGUCUGCAGAUCUGGGCUCUAGGAACGAUACCAUCAUGGCUGCGGAUGCCUCUUCUCUGGAAGAUCAUUACGUUUUCUCAAAAGAAAUACAAAAUAAAUCUCAAAAAUUGAGCUGCAAA
Messenger RNA from Cherax quadricarinatus, 1010 nucleotides. Its product is annotated as inactive hydroxysteroid dehydrogenase-like protein 1. The record is from RefSeq and is a predicted model, not a curated record. Gene Ontology annotation, molecular function: oxidoreductase activity. Gene Ontology annotation, cellular component: mitochondrion; endoplasmic reticulum. Lineage: Eukaryota; Metazoa; Arthropoda; Malacostraca; Decapoda; Parastacidae.